Pocillopora meandrina is the source of this 8181-nucleotide messenger RNA. The record is from the annotation of a GenBank genome assembly. NCBI's taxonomy places the organism in Eukaryota, Metazoa, Cnidaria, Anthozoa, Scleractinia, Pocilloporidae.
CCGUUUCUUAAGGGAGUAGACAGCUAGCUUAUCUGUGAUAAAUGAGUCAUUUGCGUUUGAUUUUGAGGUCGGCAGUUUCCCUCACGUUCAACGAUUACAGAAGACUCUCUUUUCUGCACACUUUUGAAGUUUCUUUGUAAACUUGGGUCCAUAGGUAGGCGCUAAAAACUGAGAACUCUGGAAAUUUGUUCACUGGACCUCAACGCAUACUAAUAGUAAGAUGAUCCUGCAAAUGGCUCCUCACCGAGUUCGUCUUGGCUGUACCAGUGUGUUUUAUCAUAGCGUCUUUCUUUUCCUCAUUGGUUACUUAGUUUCUCUAACAGGUUAGUCAGCUAUGUUUAAUUUUAAUACAGUUUCAGAGUAAAGUAGCAGUAAAGACAAUCUGUGAUAUAUUCAAACCCUUCAUUGUGGAGAGCCGCGGGGUUUCGGCAGCAUCUCUUUAGAAAUCUUUAUUUCUGAAGCGUGCCGAAAGACAAGACUUUGAAUGAGUUUCCUGCGGCGAUAAAGCGAAUAUUUUAUCCACACAAAAUCUUUGCGCAUUAUUUGCUCUGAAACAUUGUUUGAUAUUGAUAAUCUCUCUUUGGUAACAAUGUUUGGUUAAGGGUUAAUUUUUACUUAAAUAAGUUGUAAAUCUCUGGAUAAGUUUAUUACUUAGUUACUCUUUGUCAUUGCCAGCUUGACCGGUAUUUAUUCUAGAGUAAGGGCAAUUUUCUUCCCUGAUAAUUUGUUCUCUCUCAGACAUAUUGGUUCCUUAUGUGUGCGUAUGAAUUAUAAUUAAGAAAGAUAAGUUGAAUAAAAAUAAGCUUGUGAAAUCCGGCCGGCUGUGAAGUAAUGACACGCACGAAUUGCGUUGAACAGAUCGUUAGCUGUCUUGAAAAUUAAAAUUUCUCUUCUAGAAAAGAGCGAACAAAAAAUUCCAUAGAAUCGUCCCUUUAGUUUUCUAAACAGUUUUUGAAUCACUUAGUCAAAAGGAUAUGCUACUAAGUGACAAAGAACGAUACAUCUCUGCUUGCUAUAUAUAACCUCGAAUCGCGUGAGACGAAUAAUAUUAGACAGAACGGGUGUAAUAUAAUUACUUGAACUCGAGAACAUUUCCAAAAGUGUUUUCCUUCAAUUUCUCUCUUUAAGCAACAAUCUGUUGUGCAUAAUGUUUUCAUGGACUGGCAAUAGGAACAGGAGCCUCAAGCCCCUAUUGUCAGGAACCUUCAUUAACCCCCGGUAGUAAAUUCAUACUUGAGUAUAUAUUUAUUCAUGAUUAUCAAAGUUGCAAAUUUUAUUUAAUGUGUCAUGAAAAAGAUUUGUGAAACUAUGCUUUGGUAACAGUCAAUCUUAGUGACACCUGUAUGGUGCUGAAAGAAUGUUUUUGAAAACCCAUCAUUUAAGUUGAAGAGUGGAAUCUAUUUUCUCUGAAAAUAUUACAUUUGGAUGUUAAAGGUUCCAUGGAUUACUCAAAUUUAUUAGUUUCAAAGAGGUUUGAAGGUAUCCCAUCUGAUUUCUCAAUUUUUAAUGGGAGAAGACUUGAAAGGUCCCACCUUGUUUAUCUUGGUGGUGAAGCAAAAUUUUCCAUCUGAGCAGCAACAGGGCUUAAGUCUUGAUGAUUACUGGGAUGAAACCUGCCAUGCCUUGAACCUCUGACAAAAGUUGUCUUAUAAACUGUUCCAGCCUUAAUUAUCAUCUCAUAUAAAAGUGCUUGUAAUGUACUUCAUAUCAAGACAAUAUCUUAUAUGUUGCCAGCCUGUUUGAAGUUUUACUCUCCUUCCUUCUAAGCUUGGAUAAUCCUCUCCCACACCUACCAAAGGUAGAACACUGAUAUGAAGAUAAUUAUUCCUUAUAGGUCCCUUAAGAAGACUUUAAAAGAAACAUUUAUUCUUCACAUUAUAUGAAUAUUUAUUUUUUCUUAUUGGGAUUUGAGAGUUAUGGAAAUCAACUGAAAUCAUGAUGUGUGAAUUGCCCUCUGAUGUGGUGCUGUUUCUUUCUUGACAAAGAACAGUGCUCAGCAUAAUAUAUUAAAGGAGUUCUUUUGUGUCUUACAGAAUCUGAUUAAUUUAUUCUCAGAAUUUUACCAUAGUAUCAUUGCGCAACAACCUCAAACUGCCCAUUUGACUGUUAAGCUUAAGGGCAAAAAAAUGUGUUGAAAAAUAGCCAAAGAUUAUGAGGGCAGAUUUUUAUUUGAAGAUCUUGUAAUUUUAAGCAAGAAAAUGUGGUCAGAGGAUUUAGAUAAUCAAACUUUUAAGAAAGGGAUGUUAUAUUCUCUGGAAAAAUGUAAAUAUAAAUAGGGAGUUUUCAGUGCUUAAACCAUUCCAUGUAUGGUCAAGUUUUCUUGCUUUAAUCUUUGGGCAGGACUAAGGAUGAGUAAAUUGUGUGCCUUCAGAUAUGGUGCUUAAACGCAACCUUUCCUUCCUGUGUUCUACUUACAGCAGAAUGAUGUAGCAUACUUUUCUCAGAGCUUAAAAAUCAGUAGCUACCUUCUGUUAAACCUUUUAUUCCCAAAGAUAUAGCAAAAAGUGAUAUUAAUUCAUUUUCAAGGGGAAGGUUAUGAGGAGAUAGCAAAGCAUCAGCUGGAGAAUAUUUUGCGAUUGAACACCAAAUUUUCAGAUCUAACAUUAUGAGAGAUGUUUGGCAGACAUUGCAGAGAAUUGAUAGUUAGAUCAAUAUAUUGAAAUUAUGAUUGGAGUUAACCUCAGACAUGACAUUAUAGUCUAGUACUUACAGUGUACUGUUACUCAUUUUAACAAAAGAAAUACCAGCAUAAUUAUUCAUUGAUCUAAUGGUACAAUAACUAUAUAUCUUUAGCCAUGUUAAAAAUUAUGUCUGGUUGUCAAGUUUUUAGAAAAUGUUUGAUAUUAUGUGAUAAAACAUAUUCAUUUAAUAUUAAUAGUCUUUCAAAAAGUGUAAUGGUCAUAUAAGAUAAAAUUUUGUGGAAGCAAAGCCAAUGUCAUGCUAGAUGUGACCUUUUUCAGUGGUCCUUCACCUGUCUAAAUAGUGUUAGGGGGAAGUGGAGAGAGAGGUACAUGGCUUCCAGGGUCUCUCUACUUUCCCCCAAGAGAAUUACUAGAAUUUGUCAUUUUCCUUUAAAAUGCCAACAUCUUGUCAAGCAGAAAGAUGAUGUACUAAAAGAUAAAGUUUGAUUUAUUACCACAUUCUUAGAAUGGAAAUUAUGAGAAAUGUAAAGCAGACAGUAAGGAGAGUUAAUAUUGAGAUUCUGGGAGAGAAAAGGUUUGAAAGGGUACUAAAUUAUAAUUUCUUCUCUGUUGCAGAUGGAAACUGUGGUCACAUCAUCUUUACAGAAAGAACUGGAGAAUUAAAAACUCCAGAUUACCCAAAGCCAUAUCCAAGUCAUUCAAAAUGCUCCUGGUUGAUAAAGGCACCUUCAGGAUACAAAAUCAAAUUACAGUAUUUUGAUUUUGUGCUCGAAAGAAGUUUUGAUUGCGGUAGUGAUAAUGUUAAGAUUUAUGAAGGGAAGAACAGUUCUGCCACACUUAUAGGAAAGUAUUGUGGAAAUAAAAAUCCAUUUAAUGUGGAAACACCAAGAAGUUACAUGUAUAUCACAUUCAAGUCUGACAGAUCUUUAAAUUAUCGUGGAUUCAAGGCCUCAUUUGUCAUGGAAGCAAUGAGGCCCAUAAAAUCUAUGAUUUUUAAAAGAACAUUGAUGGAUACCACUGUCAGAGUUGUUGGGCAACAGGUUAAAUUUACUUGCCAGGUCAAAGAUGGAAGUCUAAAUAUUGUUAUUUCAUGGACGAAAGAUGGAAAAAGCUUGAGUCAGAGUAAAUCAAACUUUACCAUGAUCAAAAACAGUUCUUACAACAAGAAAUCAACUCUGUUGUUGACCAGAGUGUCAAAACAUGAUGCUGGAGAGUACAACUGCACAGUGGAGGACAUUGAUAUGGGGAGAAAAAUCUCUUCCUCUGGAAGCCUUCUUGUGAAAGGUACAUGUUCUACAGAGCUCAUUCAUUUUUGAGCUUUGAAAUCAGAAGACUUUGACCAAGCUUUUUGUGUUUUCUCUGACCAUAGAAUAAAAAUUUAGGUCCAAAAUUUUUUUAAGCAAUCAUUCUGUCAUACUAUUGGUUGCCCUGUUGUUCUCAGAAAAAUAAUUUGUUUUUCUUAACUCACCAAGGUGUACCAUCUUAAUUGUGAUAAAUAAAUGUGAAAUAAUACUUUCUCAACUUUGAGGAAAAGAUAUCAAUCCUCAUUUCUUUAUGACCAAAAUUGAAAAUAAGUGCACAUUAAUUAAAGUUCUUUUUUUUUCUUCUGAAUUUUUAGAAGCAGCCAGCAUAAAAGAGGGCCCCUCUACCAUGAAUGUCUCAACUGGUGACACUGUUGUUAUGAAUUGCCAAGCCUAUGGAGAUCCCAUUCCUAGGAUACGGUAUGGCUUUGAAUCAUUCACAGAUCAUAAUGUAAUGUAGUCUGCAUUUGCAAUGUUACAAAGAUGUAAGGAAGAAACCUUUUUUUUAAUUAGAAGAGAUGCUAUGAUAAGCUCCAUCAGUGAGGGCCACUUAUAUAUUAGCCCAAUGUAUUAAGUAACAUGUUGUUUCAUUUUCAUUUUGCUUUUGGUUUCUUUUUUUAAUUGCAUUAACAGUUGGAAAGUCAAUGGAGAAGAAAAGACAACAAUGGCCAUCCAAAAGAACUUCACCUCUCAGCUGAAAUUCACAGCAGACAUAAAUGCAGUUGUGAACUGUACAGCAGCCAAUCAGUUUGGAAUGGACUGGAAAGCUACAAAUAUUGCUGUAACAGGUUAGAAUUAACUUAAGGUUUGGCUGAUUCUUUCUGAUGAUGUGCUCCAUUUCUAGCUGAGCUGAUUCCAGUUUUCAUAUUGUGAAGUCACCGGGAGUGUUGUCUCCUCCCCCCCCUCCCAGACAGGAUACGAGUGCGAUGUGCGAUGCCAUUAACAAAUUAAUGUAGAUGCUGUAAUUUAAUCAGACUUUAAACACCUGUAAAUUGUCAUUGACAAUUAAUGAUUUAUUAUAUCUUAAUUUAUUUCAUUAAGCUCCUGUGAUACUUACCACUGUGACAGAUGAUGACUCAACAACUUCUGCACCCACCUGGUCUUCACCUGUGAUAACUAUAGUGCCAGCCAAUUUGACUGCAGAGCUGGGAGCUAAUGUGACAUUAAAAUGUGCUGCAGAAGGAGAUCCUAAACCCAAGAUCAGGUACAGUUUGUGCAAUGGAAGUGCACUAAGAAUGCAUAGUAGAUACAUAUAUUAGUAAAUUGUUUUCAGUGAGUUUGUUGUGAAUGGCAAGCAAUUUUACCAAAAUUACCUCAAGCAUCUUUUCUUUGACUUCCGUGUACAUUUGUGUAUCCUCACUACAUGUACAUUUAUUUAUUAAGAUUCAAGAAUUAUUGUUCAAAGCAUUCUCAUACUUAGCCAGGCUACAGUCUGGCAAAGUGGUCUUAAUAAACAAUUUUUUGCCAUUCAGUGAUGUAUCAUGGUUUGCUUCUUUGUUUAGAUGGCUGACAGAGGGUAAAUAUUACGAGGACUUACCAGAAGAUGAAAAUGGAGUAUCUCUCUUCACUCUCACAGUUAUUAAAGACAGGACAGCUAUACAAUGUGAGGCAAAAAAUAAUCACAACAUCGACUCAAAGACAGCCUACAUUACAGCUGCUAAAGGUAACAAAUUUUCUCAUUUUCCAAAUCUUUGGUUCUAAGGGGUAACAUGGUACUAGUUAAUAUCAAGGUCUAAUAAACAUGCGUUUCAUUUCCUUGUCAAACAUAGUCCAAAUCUCAGUCAUCCCAAACUUGUUGAGCGACAUUGUUCCACUUAAUAAAUGAAUGUCCUAUGCUUUCAUUUCUCUGCCAAUUAUUGAAAGCCCAAGUUUUUUAAAGAACAAGACUCACUCUGAAUUUGAAAUUUAUGUCAAAAGUAUAUGAAAAAUGACCUUGUUCUAUCUAGAAUUACACAAUAUGUCAUUUAUUUUAAUUUUAUUUUUUAGUUGAUGCAGCUGUGGAGUCUAAUCCAUCAUCAGGAGUUUCAACUCAGUUGACCAUUAUUUUGGUCACGGCAUUUGUUGUGUUAGCUGUCUUGUUCAUCCUGUGUGGGGUCCUUGUCAUGAAUCGCCGUGGCAAUUUCAAAAUGAAAAACUUACCAACACCUGUUGAUUUGGAGAACUUACAAAAUAAUCCAAUAUAUGAGCAGCACACAAACUAUUAUGUCAACCCACAGCUACUGAAUUGGCAGGUAUCAAGAAACGGGAUGGAAUUCAUCAAAGAACUGGGACAUGGAAAUGGUAAGUUGAUUAAAAUUUUGCCAAGUCUUUCGUUGCUUUGAAAACAAGUGGAGAUAAUUUGCUGUCAUAUCAGCAUAACACUCCCUAGCAAUGCAGUUGUUUAUUUUGAUUGCCUUCUUCAGGACAGCAUGCAUAUUAAUUACCCUUUUUCAUUUACAGGAAACUUCUCAAGCCUCUUUCUUGCCAGUGUGAAUGAAACCAAAGUGGAAAAUGACAAGGAAAGAAAAGGUCCACUCUUUAUGGUGAAAUUGCUCAAAGAAAAAUACUCUUUGGAAGAGGAUAGAAGGAACUUUGAGAAAGAUGCUAUUACCCUGACCACAUUUAGCCACCCAUAUGUGCAAAAUUUGUAUGGUGUCUGUGUGGACAGCCCGCCUCUGUGCCUUGUGUUUGAGUUUUCAGAGCAUGAUGAAUGCUUGCAGCAAUUUCUCAUUGAAUCAGGCCGUGGUCAUUGUUCAAUCCAUCGACGCACUGAUAUACAAAAUGCCAAACCAAAGCUGUCAAACAUAGAUCAGAUAUCCAUUGCCAAGCAGAUAGCAAGUGGUAUGGAAUACUUAGCAGAUAAGGGUUAUGUCCACAGAGAAUUGUGCACCAAGAACUGCAUCAUGGGCAAAGGAAUGGUAGUCAAGAUCUCAAACCUGGGUUUCUCUUGGAAAGGUCCAAAUAGUGAUUACUUCUCCUUGGGAUCCACAGAGCGAGCUGGCUACCCUGUGAGAUGGCUCCCCCCUGAAACCCUCCAGUAUGGUGUAUUUGAAGAGGAUACUGACAUCUGGUCAUUUGGUGUUGUAUUAUGGGAGAUUUACUCUAGUGGUUUAACGCCAUACUAUGGAAUGAAUGAUGAUGAAGUUAUUUCUUUGGUGAAUGGUGGAGACAUUCUUCCUUGUCCAAAAGAGUGUCCCAAAGAAAUGUAUGAAAUUAUGCAAGGCUGCUGGAAGUUGAUGCCAACUGAGAGGCCAAGGUUUAACUGCAUUCAUCACCAGAUCUCAUCACUUUUCAAUGGAGUGCCUGUGUAACUGUGUUGCUUUCCAGUAACAAUGAUUUAUUUAAGAUAAGGGCUGCAGAAAUGUUUAUGAGCACCACAAUCAGAACUUCUGAUUGAAAUAACACUUCUGACAAUUUGCUGUUAAUAAGUUCAUACUGAGGAACAAUUGAAGAAUGUUUGUUAAAGGUUCUUUAAUUAGAUUGCAUAUGAAUACUUUGCAUAGUGUCUUAAUUAAUAAUGUCUCAGACUUGAUUUCAUUAAGUCACAGCUUUGGGACCUGCAUGAUGAGUUAACCCACAAAUAUAAUUUUUCUAGUUUAGAAAGUAAAUUUACCUUUCCAUUAAAAUACAUAUUUAUAUAUUUUUGUAUAUUUUAUUUCAAAAAAUUAAGAUUGCCUGUUAUCUGUAAAUUGAUUAGUUAUUGUUUGUUGACUGAUGUUGGCAGAGUUUUUGUACCUUGUUUCUAUCAUAGCUUUGUAGUAAUUAAUCACUUUGUAUGUUUUGUCAAGGGUUGAUGGACAGGUGGUAAAAGGGACCUGUUCUUUACUUAAACUGAGGUAUGAAAAUUGAAAUUUACAAGACAGUUUAAAGCGGAUGAGUAUUGAAAAGAAACUUAAACAAUGUUGCGUGUUGUAGAGUAAACAGUGGCAAAAUAGAGACUUGCAUUAUCUAAGUAUGACAUACCUAUAUCUGUUUAUUUUUUAAAAAAAGAACUGCAAACAAUGUUAAUAUUUAAUAUAAGUUUAAAGUAGGUCAAAUCAUGUAGUGCUGUUGGGAAAUGCUCAAGGUUGCCUCGCUUUUCCAGUUAGUGGGAUUUGUUUGGAUUACCUGGUUUUUACUUGGGUUGUCCAAUGUAAGAACAUAUGAAAAUAAAAUUAUGGUGGAGCAUUUUCUGAAGCAAAUUAUGUUGAGGAAGAUUUCAUUCAAGGGACAGAAAUUGAGUACAGUUGGGUUGAACCAGUACAGUUUAUUGUUGAGUG